CUUCGCCGCGAGCAACCACCAACCCUCCUCCGCUGCCUCCUCCACAUCAACAUCAACACCAACACCAACACCAACGACGACGACGACCAACGCAACUGAGGAGGAGGCACGUCGCAUGAAGGAGGCAUUGGACGUGCAAGGCUCCCCGCCCCUCCAGCCGCUCGCCUCACAGUCCGUGGAGCUGCCAGCGAACAGUCCGACCAUGGCGUCGCACAUACCACCGGGCGUGUCGAGCAACAGCUCCGCCAUGUCCAUCGACGACAUCCUCAACUCCCUGCCUUCCUUCUCUCGGCAGCAAGCACAGGCACCCAAGGAUGCACACCCACCUUCAUCAGAUACUGCACAGGCUUCCAGCUCCAGUGGCAGCUCCAGUGCCAAGGCUGGCAAGCAGUCAGCUGAGGGAAAGGGUGCGCAUGUGCCACCACCCGGGUUUGUUGCGGUUGAGAUCAAGGACAUGAUGACCACACAGAAGGCUGCCGUCUCCUUUGGCAUGACCGAGUCCGAGUUCAAGACGAUCAAUCGCCUCAACACUCCACACGUCUUCCCAAAACAGAUUGUGUUUGUGCGGGAUGUCCAGUCCAAGGACGCUGCGCAGGCAACGCUGUUCCCGUUCAAGGGCGUCAAGUCACAGCCCCCGCCAGCAUCGCCAUCGUCAUCCGCCAAGGCGUCUGCAUCCACAGCAGCAUCAGCGGCAGCCAAAGCGGCAGCAGCGAAGGUCACAGCAGCAGCAGCAGCAGCAGCACGAACCGACGCCACGCGCAUGCGAACGCCACAGCGCCGCAGUAUCCGGCAGCUGCUGCAGGGCUCCAUCGGUGGCGGGCGAUCACGUAGCAAGACCACCUCCACCGGCUCGCGCUCGGCAAAGCGAAGCAUGCUCAGCCCAUCUGCACGCCGACGUGCAAACAGCGCAAGCGCCCCAAAGCAACGCGAUGAUGGCUUGCGCAAGAUGGGGGCGCUGUCGUACGCAAUGGCGGCACCUGCCGGCGGCGUUGGCUUGAGGGCCGUCCCAAAGACAUACCUCGCUGACAAGGCUUUCGACGAACAGGAAUUCAUCAACGACAGCUUCAUCCACAUGCACGUUCUCUACGUCACAGACGGCAAGGGCGUGAUUCCGGGGUCGCUGGCGGUGACACCAGACUUUGUCGAGUUCCAUCCACACCAGACCGACCUCGUGCGCGAGAUGGGGUCUGCCCAGUUCAGCUUUCACCUCGACAUGGUUGACCUGCUGCCGCCGCGAACACAGCGCGACGCGCCCGAUUUCCGCCCGGACAAGCGGACCCUUCUUCCGGCCGGCGCAUUCCACCGCUCGCCCUCGUCCGGGGACGGCAGCGUGCCGUUCCGCAUGGAGGAGAUGGUGCUGCCUGCUGGACCGCAGGGCAACUCGAACAUCGUACGCACGGCGUCUACGAGCGACGAGGUGACGGUGGACAUUGAACGCGCGCGGAGACGGACCAUCGAGCGGUUUCGCGGCCGGGGAGGCAGCAGGGACGUCAAGGCGGAGGGAGCAGAGAAAAAGAAGGUGGAGGAGGGGGAGAUUGACGAGAGUGCUGCGCGCAGGAAGUCUGCACCCGCAGCGACGGUCGCUGGUGCACACACUACUGCCACUACUGCCACUACUGCCACUACUGCCACUACUGCCACUACUGCCACUACUGCCACUACUACCACUUCUGCCGCAACUGCCGCAACUGCCACUACUGGCACGUCUACCACAGCGCCAGCGACGGCGAGUGUGGAUUUGGCGAGCGACAAAGCGGGGGCACCGGACAGGCCAGCAUCAUCGGCGAUGGAGAGCAUGCAGGCAUCGGUGGGGGAGACGGACGUGUUUGCAUCCACGGACCAGGAGGACGCAGAGGAGGGCAAAGGGGAGGAGCAACAGAGCGGGAAGCAGGGGGUGGAGCAGGGAGUGGGGGAGGCAGAGGGGGAAGGGGAAGGCAAGAAGAAGACUGUGGUGAAGGCGAACGAAGCAGGGGACAGGAAGGGCGAAUCAACAGCAGAUGCGGAGAAGAAGAAUGGUGAUACAGAUGGCGAUGGUGCUGCUGACGACAGCGAUGACCUGUUCUAUCCUUACUACCUCGAGCUCCGCCUCCAAUUGAUCUUUGGGCGGCAGCCGACCUGCGACACUACGGCCUCAUAUUGGCUGGCGGUGUCCCCGCGUCGCAUUGAUGUUCUCUACGAAUUCAUUCAUCAGCACGCCGCCGCAGAGCAGCUCGCAGACUGGGACGUCGUUGAGCUCUCAAGCCUGCCCAUGAGUGAGCUGCGUAAGAUUGCAUCUGAGGAAAGCGUCAAGCGCGCCUACCCAGAGCCCGUGUUCCUCUCAGAGCCAAAGCUCGUCUCCAAGCAGGCCUUUGCCCAGCUUGUGCCGCACUUGCCGCCACUGGAGCGGUGCAUGCACUUCCAGAAAGUGUACGCGUCGUACGAGCACGGCAUCAGCCUGUCCACCCUCUACCGCUGCGCGCUCACGUGUCCUGGACCCUCCAUCCUCUUCGUGCGCGAUUUUGAGGGCAAUGUAUUUGGCGCGUUUGUGACGGACACGUGGGAGCCGUCCAAGUCCUACUUCGGGGGCGGCACAUCGUUCCUUUUCAAGAUGUAUCCCGAAUUUAAAGUGUUCAACUGGACCGGAGACAACACCUAUGUGCAGCUCGCCAGCAAAGACUCUCUCAUCGUUGGCGGCGGCGGGAACGGAUAUGGGCUGUGGCUUGAGGAGACGUUUACGGACGGCAGCAGCCAGGAAUGCACCACAUUUGCAAACGAACAACUCUCCUCACAGUCGCGCUUCAAAGUCCACGAAGUGGAGCUCUGGGGCUUUAUCCGAGCGUUCUAAAGUUGUGUAAGGAGGGCGUGUAAGUGUAACAACGUAACAAGUGUGUGUGUGUGUGUGUGUGUGUGU
Salpingoeca rosetta is the source of this 2890-nucleotide messenger RNA. RefSeq lists its product as uncharacterized. Bases 116 to 2824 code for a protein of 902 amino acids. Lineage: Eukaryota; Choanoflagellata; Craspedida; Salpingoecidae. Gene Ontology annotation, cellular component: nucleus. The record is from RefSeq and is a predicted model, not a curated record. The transcript has 14 exons. Gene Ontology annotation, biological process: response to oxidative stress.